UAUACUUAACCAUAGUUAAGGAGUCAACAGGAUGUUCAAACAGUUGGGAUUCCUUCGAGUCACGAGACGAGGAUUGGCUCAAGCUUCAGUAAGGUUACAAGAACAAAGUAGACCAUUAAUACCUGAAGAUUUAAAACAACGAAUUCAAGAAUCUAGACAUAAAGUAUUUAUACCAACCAGUAUAAGAAAUGAACAAAUAAAUCAAUUAGAAUAUGAAAGACUUAGAAUUGUUCCUGCAUUGAAGACGUUUUAUGGAGGAAAUCCCCUUCAUGAUGAAAAUAUGAAUCAAUUAAAUGCCAUAUUAAGAAAGUAUAUAAAUUUACCAACUAGAAGUAUAAGUGAUGAAGAACUUCGUAAUAAUAAAUUUAUUUCAGUUGAAACUUAUAGAAAUAGAAUUCAAUCUGGUACAAGACUUAAAGAUAAACAUCAUAAAGAAUUAUUAUAUGUAUUAAAUCGAUUAAGAAGUAUUGAUGUUGAAUUAAUGCCAAAAGAUGUUAAUGAAAUAUUAUCAAAAUAUUGGGCAAAAUCUGCUCUUAUAACUAAUUCAAAUAAAUCAAUUAAAACUUUAGAUGAAUUUGGUAGAGCCUUUGCUAAAGCAAAAAGAAAAACAAGUCGAGCAGAAAUUUAUUUAGUUAAAGGUGAUGGACAAAUUCUUAUUAAUGGUAAAUCAUUUGUUGAAUAUUUUACUAAAGAUACUGAUCGUAAAAAGAUUGCUUAUCCAUUUCAAGUAAUUAAUCAAGAAGGUAAAUAUAAUAUUUUUGCUAAAGUAUCUGGUGGUGGUAUUUCUGGUCAAACUGAAGCUAUAAUGUAUGCUGUAUCUAAAGCUUUAAUUAUUUUUAAUCCAUUACUUAAACCAAGAUUAUCAAAAGCUGGUUUAAUGAAGAGUGAUAGUAGAAAUGUUGAAAGAAAGAAACCUGGUAAAGUCAAAUCCAGAAAAUCUCCUACUUGGGUUAAACGUUAGAUAUACUUUAUAUUUAUAUUUAUAUUUAUAUUUAUAUU
Molecule: messenger RNA, 999 nt
Organism: Scheffersomyces amazonensis
Lineage: Eukaryota; Fungi; Ascomycota; Pichiomycetes; Serinales; Debaryomycetaceae
Gene: MRPS9
Product: mitochondrial 37S ribosomal protein uS9m
Exons: 1
Coding region: 32-961 (309 amino acids)
Biological process (GO): translation
Cellular component (GO): mitochondrial small ribosomal subunit; ribosome
Molecular function (GO): structural constituent of ribosome; RNA binding
Source: RefSeq, a predicted model, not a curated record